Messenger RNA from Ananas comosus (pineapple), 2744 nucleotides. Its product is annotated as probable xyloglucan glycosyltransferase 5. NCBI's taxonomy places the organism in Eukaryota, Viridiplantae, Streptophyta, Magnoliopsida, Poales, Bromeliaceae. The record is from RefSeq and is a predicted model, not a curated record. Gene Ontology annotation, molecular function: glycosyltransferase activity. The coding region runs from base 413 to 2380 and encodes 655 amino acids. Gene Ontology annotation, cellular component: Golgi apparatus. The transcript has 5 exons.
UUUUUAAAAAAAAAUCUAUUUUAUUUCAACCUUCCUUCAACUUUAUCUGAGCAUCUAUGAUCUACUUUGUUUUAUCAUUUUGGUUUUACAAUAAUAGUUUGUUGAGUUGCCUCUUUUGACCCAAAAAAGAGUUGAGAAAUUAUUUUCUGAUACAAACUGCUGGGAACUUCUGACAGAAUACUCACAUGUUUUGCAGCUUUUCUUGAUACCUUUCCCUAACACUUUCUUAAGCUCUCCUCCUCACAUUUGUACUACAUUGGUGUGAUAUAUUCCUGGCCAUGAAUGAGUUUACUGCAUGAAGAUUCGAUUUUGGUGUCGAAAACCGCCGAAAUUCUCGAUUUUGAGAUCCGGGUAGUGGAAGGUUUGCUGAGCAGCGUGAGCAAGUUUUGUUCUUCGGAGCAGAAAAGAAGCAAUGGUGGUCGUGGCGAUGGAGAGCCCGAAUUACUCGGUAGUCGAGAUCGACGUCCCCCCCGCUCACUCCGCCGACAAGGGCCGCGGAAAGAAUGCGAAGCAGUUCACAUGGGUCUUACUUCUCAAAGCUCACCGCGCCGUCGGUUGCCUCGCUUAUUUGGCUGCCACGCUUUGCGCCCUUCCUAAAACCAUAAAGAAGAGGCUAACACUUCAGCACCAGAUCCCCUCCAAGAGUGAUAAGCUCAGCAAGGGAAGUUUACUGUUCAAGUUCAUCAGGGGGUUCUUGGUUCUGUCUCUGGUCACUCUCGCCUUCGAGCUCGUUGCCCAUUGGAAUGGAUGGAACUUUCAGAAGCCGAAUUUGCAUUUGCCGGAGAGCAGGGAGAUUCGAGGGUGGACGCAUUCGGCGUACCUCUCGUGGCUUUUGUUCCGCGCUAACUACAUUGCGUACCCGAUUCAGGUUAUGUCGAAUAUAUGCGUCGUUCUCUUCCUCAUACAGUCGGCUGAUCGGCUCAUCUUGUGCCUUGGUUGCUUCUGGAUUAAGCUGAAGAAUAUCAAACCGAGAAUCGAAGGAGAUCCUUUCAAAGCAGAUGAUGGUUCGGAGUACGAAUACCCGAUGGUUCUAGUUCAGAUUCCUAUGUGUAAUGAGAGAGAGGUUUACGAGCAAUCGAUUUCAGCUGUUUGCCAACUUGAUUGGCCGAAAGAUCGACUUCUGAUUCAAGUUCUUGACGAUUCAGACGACGACAGCAUCCAGACAUUGAUCAAGGCUGAAGUUUCCAAAUGGAAGCAGCGAGGAAUCGACAUAAUUUAUCGGCAUAGGCUGGUUAGGACCGGUUACAAAGCUGGGAAUCUGAAGUCCGCGAUGAGCUGCGACUACGUUAAGAACUGCGAAUUUGUUGCGAUAUUUGACGCCGACUUCCAACCCAACCCCGACUUCCUGAAGCAAACAAUUCCGCAUUUUCAGGGAAAUCCGGAUCUUGGGUUAGUUCAAGCGCGGUGGAGCUUCGUAAACAAGGAUGAGAACUUGUUAACUCGUCUUCAAUAUAUAAAUCUGUGCUACCACUUCGAAGUGGAGCAACAAGUGAAUGGAGUGUUCCUAAAUUUCUUCGGAUUUAACGGAACGGCGGGUGUUUGGCGAAUCAAAGCAUUGGAAGAUUCAGGAGGUUGGCUCGAGCGAACCACCGUCGAAGACAUGGAUAUCGCUGUUCGCGCUCAUCUCAACGGGUGGAAAUUCAUCUUCUUAAAUGAUGUCAAGGUCUUAUGCGAAGUUCCGGAAUCGUACGAGGCUUAUCGGAAGCAGCAGCACCGAUGGCACUCGGGUCCGAUUCACCUUUUCCGAUUAUGCCUUCCAUCUAUCAUAACAUCAAAGAUAUCUGUAUGGAAGAAGGCAAACUUGAUACUAUUAUUCUUUCUCCUAAGGAAGUUGAUUCUGCCAUUUUAUUCGUUCGUAUUGUUUUGCGUAAUCCUUCCGUUAACAAUGUUCGUGCCGGAGGCCGAAUUGCCUGCUUGGGUCAUCUGUUACGUGCCAAUUCUUAUGUCCUUCUUAAACAUAUUUCCCGCACCGAAAUCCUUUCCUUUUGUAGUUCCGUACCUCCUUUUCGAGAACACCAUGUCGGUUACUAAAUUCAAUGCUACGAUUUCUGGUUUGUUCAAACUGGGGAGUUCAUAUGAGUGGGUUGUCACUAAGAAAGCGGGCAGGUCGUCAGAAUCGAACCUAUUGGAUGCGGCAGAGAAGGAAACAAAGAAUCAGAUGACCAACAACAAAGUGAAGGAACAGGAAAAAGCUGCUUCACCUACUGCCAGAAAAGUUAACAAGAUCUACAAGAAGGAGCUGGCUUUGGCGCUUCUGCUUCUCACUGCAGCACUUCGGAGUCUUUUAACUGCUCAGGGGAUUCAUUUCUACUUCCUGCUUUUUCAAGGUGCAGUUUUUCUUCUCGUGGGUCUCGAUCUAGUCGGCGAGCAGUUGAGCUGAUGUGAAAGGGAUAAGUCUGAGAAGAGAAUAUACCAAGUUUGUUCUCGGUCGCAUACUCUAUACGUAAUCGGUGAAAUUGUUCGCAUUUACGUUGACGGUCUCGGAGAAAAUUUUAGUUUAUUUAAUUGAGAAAUUCCUUGUGGAUACUUCAGAUUCAGAGAAUGGAGAUCAUUUUAGCUCCUUUAGCUGUACUGUGUACUUAAAGAAGUUGAAAGGGACCCCAAACAAAGAGAAAAGAAAAGGUGGGGAAUAUAAAUGAUUAUGUUUGUUUACAUCUCAUUCAGAGACAGUAAAGUAUGUGUAAAAUUUUACUUGUAUAAUGUAUUGAUUCAGCUUCUUUUAAACCAGGAGGAUUUACUAAAAA